ACUUUACAAUGAGACGACUGAAUAAAAUGCGAUAUAUUUAGUAGUUUUAAAACUGGCACUCCAGUUAUUGUUUCCUCAGCGUCACGACUUUUACUGCUCCCCUCUUCUGCAAUGUGAUUGAGUUCAUUUCCAUAGCAACCCCUCUGUCGGUAAUUACACACUGGACGGUCUGGUGACGGCGGGUCAGAGGUGUUCAGGGUUAGAUAUAGAGCCCCCUGGUUGACGUUUCUGGGUGAAUUAUAACUAAGGACAACUGAAGUACAUAAAAGUGAAGAAUGUUGGGGAAGAUUACAACAGAUCCACCUUACCUUACCAUCGAUAAUUUCGAGGACUGUCUGUCUUCUGAUGAUGUUCUGGUGCACUUCUUUAACGACUUCCUCAGUCUACCUUCGUUCCCUGAGUGUGUACAGUACAACCAGGAGACUGGUGUGUUUGAGGUGGUCAGUGAUGCAGCGGUGGCUCUGUCUAGGAGGAUCAGGUCAGCCCUGCAGUACUUUAAAUCACAACCUCUCACUGACCCAACAGAGCUGACUGCUAGACCUGUGGUGGACAACCACUACACUGUUCUGUGCUUGGACAGAGAACAGGGAGUGGAGUGGAUCCUAAAAGAAAGACUACCCUUGUUUAUUGAAAGUGACUGUUACUUCGAGUACAGGUUAGCGAAGCUGCUCUCUCAGUGGGGCCCUCAGGGCUGGAACCAGAAGAGGGAUGGUACCUCAGUCCAGCCCCCUGUCACCACAGAGCCUGUCUGUCCUUCCCCUGGGCCCGAUGACAGAGAGACCCUGAUGAAGGUCCUCUAUGUGUCACUGGGACAGGCCUCAGUAACAGACAUGUUGACACUGGCUAAGGACAAGGACAAGCAGCUGCCUGUCUGUACCCAGUCUGUGAGAACCCCUGUGUGCUCCCUGGGCCGGGAGGGACAGAGGGGUCCGGCCUCAGCCUGCUUCUCCUGCAUCCCUGACUCGGAGUCCUACGCCCUGUCCUCCUCACUCCUCGUCUCCUUUCCUCUCUCCUCCUCACUCCUCGUCUCCUUUCCUCUCUCCUCUUCACUCCCGGACUGUCCUCUCUGCUCUUCGCUCCCGGACUGUCCUCUCUCCUCUUCACUCCCGGACUGUCCUCUCUCCUCUUCACUUCUAGACUGGGACAAGAGACGGGGAGACCACAGCGCAGAGCAGGAGAUGAAAGUCUACCUCACAGAGACAGAGGCAAAGACAGAGAUAGAGGCAGGAACUACAGAUGAGGUUAAUGGGGAACCCAAGCCCCAGAGUCCCGCCUGUUCUACCACUGAUGAGGAGACGGUUGGUCCCCACACAGAGAGCCCCUGUGAGGGAGGUCCAGCCACCAGCCACAGCAGACUGAAGGAGCAGCAGGAGGAGGGUGGAGGGUCAGAGGAGGAGAAUGACCAUGAGUUCUAUGAUGUCACUGCUAGUAUCCAUGGUGAUAGACAGGGCCUUGGUGACUUUAAGGACUUCUUAAAGGGAACACUAGGAGAGAAGCUUUUGCGUCUGUGGAUGGAUAUAGAGAGACUGAAGACCUUACAGGACGACAGGAGGAGAAUCAGGCAUUUGGUCCAGAUGCGAAGCUGCUACCUGCUGACCGGUGGCCAGAGCAGUCUGAAUGGUGAGCUGUUGACCAGACUGGGUCUCUCUACCUCCCCCUGCUGGAGAGAGGACAGACUGCAGAGAGUUCAGCCCCGCGUCACUGAGGCACUGCUCUGCUACUGGGGUCCCAGGUUCAUGUUGUGUUCCAGGGGUCCCAGGUUCAUGUUGUGUUCCAGGGGUCCCAGGUUCAUGUUGUGUUCCAGGGGUCCCAGGUUCAUGUUGUGUUCCAGGGGUCCCAGGUUCAUGUUGUGUUCCAGGGGUCCCAGGUUCAUGUUGUGUUCCAGGGGUCCCAGGUUCAUGUUGUGUUCCAGGGGUCCCAGGUUCAUGUUGUGUUCCAGGGGUCCCAGGUUCAUGUUGUGUUCCAGGGGUCCCAGGUUCAUGUUGUGUUCCAGGGGUCCCAGGUUCAUGUUGUGUUCCAGGGGUCCCAGGUUCAUGUUGUGUUCCAGGGGUCCCAGGUUCAUGUUGAUGUUGUGUUCCAGGGGUCCCAGGUUCAUGUUGUGUUCCAGGGGUCCCAGGUUCAUGUUGUGUUCCAGGGGUCCCAGGUUCAUGUUGUGUACCAGGGGUCCCAGGUUCAUGUUGAUGUUGUGUUCCAGGGGUCCCAGGUUCAUGUUGUGUUCCAGGGGUCCCAGGUUCAUGUUGUGUUCCAGGGGUCCCAGGUUCAGGAUGAGCCGGAGAGCAGUAGAUCCUCUCAGACUGUCACUGUGGAGGAACGGACAGCUACACCCUCCCUCUGGUGUGAAACCUAACCCUCGUUACAUCAACCUCCAACCCCUCCGGCCUCACACCUCUAUCCCUCGACCUACCAUCCGCCCAGACACCUCUCUACCCAGAGACCUUACACCCACGCCAGCUCACACACAGACAGGUUAUGCCAGCAGCAGUCCUGUUGUAUGGCCCUGGAGGAUGGAGAGGAUGUUACAGGCUCUAUGUGUGGACUCACAGGCCGGGUUCUACUUCACACGGUUCUACUUCACACGUGAACACUCUGGAAACCCGCUGUGGGAGAAUGCCGUCCACUGCUGGUGUGAUCUGCAGCAAUACCACCAGCUCUUCUACCAAGAUGGACUGGAUCCCUACAGGGUACAGAGACAGGCUCAUUUGCUGUAUUCGACCUACGUGUGCAGUGCUGCCUGUAGUAGCAUUGGGGUGGAGGAGGAGAGCAGAGAGAGGGUGUACACCGGUCUCACUCCCCCGUUUGAGGAGCUGUUUGACUGGGUGGAGGAACACACUCUGACCCUCCUCCUGGAGCCCUGGACGCUGCUCACCACCAGGGACACAGACACCUUCCAGAAGGUGGCUGUACGGGAGGAGACUCGCCAGGUGGAGUCAGAGCCGUACGGAGAACUGAAGACGCUGUACGAGGAGGCUGUACACAGACUGGUACAGCAUGAUGUGGCCCAGGCCUGCAGGCCCCCUCCUCCACCACUAGAGGUCGCCAGGUCUCCAGCUAUGUGGUCUGCCGUCCCAGAGAGGUACAGAGGGUACAGAUUGGGCUCUCUGCUAGGACACCGCACGGAGCUACAACACUUCACAUCCUUCCUACAGGACAACACCGCCAGUAUACACCUGGCUUGCUGGCAGGACAUAGAGAAUUACAGGAGAAUCCCCCAUAAAGACAAGGCCCAGAGAGAGGACAAGUCCAGACUCAUUAAGGACAAAUACCUCAAUAGGAAAUACUUCUUUGGGCCUGACAGUCCUGCCACCAGACAACAACAGGAGGAGGUGAUGCGUCUGGCUGGUGGCUGGGGGAGACUGCUCCAUGACCGUCUGUGUGCUCCUGUCCUGGUGGACAUUCAGAGCAUCAUCAGGAACCACAUAGAAACAAGAUGGCUGCCUGUCUUCCUGACGACGCCGGAGUUCAAUGAGAGACAGCAGCAGAGAGUCAGGCCUCGGGGUGAAGACGGGGUGUCCGACCAUGUCUACCAGCGACACAGGAACAAGAGAGAGGUGUGGAAGCAGGUCAAGGGGACGUGGAUGACCUCUGCAGGGGAGAUCCUGGCUGUCCGGAGGGCCCUGCUCAACCCCGUCACGUGUCAUCAGUUCCGGCGCUUCGUCUCGCUGAAGGGAGACUUCCUGGAGAAUGACAUCCUGUUCUGGCUGGAGGUCCAGAGGUAUAAGGAUCUGUGUCAUUCCCACUGUGUGGAGGCUGUAGUCCAGGACAAGGUGUCCACCAUCAUCAGCUGUUUCAUCCAGUCCUCCGUCCCCCCAGCCCUGCAGAUAGACAUCCCCCCAGAGCAGGCAACACACAUCCUGGAGAGGAGGGGGGAGAUGGGGCCCUACGUCUUCAGAGAGGCUCAGAUGUGUGUGUUCAGUGAGCUACUGAAGCUGUGGCCAGAGUUCCUGUCGUUCAGCAGCGGUGUGCAGGAGGAGGAGGUGUUGCCGCUGUUGCAGAACAGCGUGAACAAACAGAGUGCUAAACUGCAGCGUCGCAGGAGGAGAGAGGAGGAAAAGGAAGUGGAGAGGAGAGCCCAGGAGGAAGUGGAGAGGAGAGCCCAGGAGGAAGUGGAGAGGAGAGCCCAGGAGGAAGUGGAGAGGUUUCCAGAGGAGCAUGAGGAGAAACACAAAGGACUACAGGAGAGCAGAGAGCUGCUUUACCCUAGUCAACAGUUGUCUUGGUCCUACUCUAAAUACAUGGUCGCCCUGGAGAGAGAGGAGGUGCUGCUGAGGAGACAGGAAGUCACCUCCUCCACUGGGACAGACUCGUCCUCUGCCCACAGUCUGAAGUCAAAGAGCAGCAGACACUCCCGACAGAGCCAACACCAGACCCAGCAGAGGACAGAGUCAACACCAGACCCAGCAGAGCUCUAACGUCUCCCCCAGCCAACACGAGGCCCAGCAGAGCUCUAUCGUCUCCCCCAGGACAGAGUCAACACCAGACCCAGCAGAGCUCUAUCGUCUCCCCCAGGACAGAGCCAACACCAGGCCCAGCAGAGCUCUAACGUCUCCCCCAGGACAGAGUCAACACCAGACCCAGCAGAGCUCCAACGUCUCCCCAAGGACAGAGCCAACACCAGACCCAGCAGAGCUCCAACGUCUCCCCCAGGACAGACAAUGGGCUUGUUUGAGUGGAAAUCCUGAAGCAAACCGACUGCAGACGAUCGUGGAGAAAUGAAUUCUGGGAAGGUGCAUCUGUUUCAGCGUUAAGUCUGAUAUUCACGUGCCUUUCCGACAUGGCAGUGUUGACAUUUUUCAGAAAAGUUGUUUGUUUGUAAUGUAGAAAUAAAUGUCUCUAUGCCCAUAUCACUGUAAA
Molecule: messenger RNA, 4851 nt
Organism: Oncorhynchus keta (chum salmon)
Lineage: Eukaryota; Metazoa; Chordata; Actinopteri; Salmoniformes; Salmonidae
Product: regulator of G-protein signaling 22-like
Exons: 23
Coding region: 276-4409 (1377 amino acids)
Biological process (GO): regulation of signal transduction
Molecular function (GO): G-protein alpha-subunit binding
Source: RefSeq, a predicted model, not a curated record